AUCUGCAACAAUGAUGCCCCCAGUCACAAAUAUGUUGUCUACAGCUGAAAUGACAGAGAAAUCCACUGAACAAACACGAUUGACUGAAUCAACUACUCCACUUGCCACAAACAGUCUACCGGCAAUAAACAAUAGGAAUGAGACGGAAACUACAGCAUCAGUAGAGACGACUGAUUUUACUUCAACAUCCUCUACACACAAGUUUGAUACAACUGUUGCCACCACUGAAACAAGUCAACAGAAAUUAGCAACUACGGAUAGUCUUUCAACCGUGUUGUCACCAACAGUUAGGUCAACACCUGUUACUUCCUUUGCUCCUUUCAUAACAACUUGUUCACUUGAAUCAACAUGGAAGCAAACAACAAAUGAGGUGACAACAGCAGAGAGCACAAAUCAGACUCCACUGUCCACAAAUACAGAAAUUUACAACCCAUCUCCUUCAAAAAUGCCGUCUGUGUCUACAGAUUUCCCUCAAACAUCUUCAGUUCCAAUUCUUGACACAUCUGCAAGCAAACCUACAACAAAUAUACCACCAUCAGUGAGUCAAGAAUCAUCUGCAACAAAAAUGCCCCCAACCACAAUUAUGCUGUCUACAGCUGAAAUGAUAGAGAAAUUCACUGAACAAACACUAUCGACCUCCACACACAAGUUUGAUACAACUUUUGCCACCACUGAAACAAGUCAACAGAAAUUAGCAACUACGGAUAAUCUUUCAACCGUGUUGUCACCAACAGUGAGUUCAACACCUGUUACUUCCUUUGCUCCUUUCAUAACAACUCGUCCACUUGAAUCAACAUCAAAGCAAACAACAAAUGAGGUGACAACAGCAGAGAGCACAAAUCAGACUCCACUGUCCACAAAUACAGAAAUUUACAACACAUCUCCUUCAAAAAUGCUGUCUGUGUCUACAGAUUUCCCUCAAACAUCUUCAGUUCCAAGUCUUGACACAAUUGCAAACAAACCUACAACAAAUUUACCACCAUCAGUGAGUCAAGAAUCAUCUGCAACAAAGAUGCCCCCAACCAAAAAUAUGCC
Messenger RNA from Austrofundulus limnaeus, 1035 nucleotides. RefSeq names its product cell wall protein DAN4. NCBI's taxonomy places the organism in Eukaryota, Metazoa, Chordata, Actinopteri, Cyprinodontiformes, Rivulidae. The record is from RefSeq and is a predicted model, not a curated record.